This is a messenger RNA of Blumeria graminis f. sp. triticale, 624 nucleotides long. The record is from the annotation of a GenBank genome assembly. NCBI's taxonomy places the organism in Eukaryota, Fungi, Ascomycota, Leotiomycetes, Helotiales, Erysiphaceae.
AUGUUACUCGCUAGACGUAUUGGAGAGCCAAAGUUUGUUCAACACCAAAAUAUGGCAAAAACAGCACCAGUCAAAAAGAAAUCCGCAUCUAUGCAUUCGCGUGCAGCUCGGCGUGCACCGUCACCGGGCUUAAAACUUGAAAAGUCAAUCAUUGACACAAAACCGGGCGACAGCAGCAUACAUCCUCGGCCGGUGAUUCCAGCAGCGCAAGAAGCGCGAAUUUCCAGCAAGAUUGGAAGUCGCGGAGGCACAAUAUUGAGCACCAAGGCACGACGACGGCACAAGCGCGGUCUCGAUCGGGCUGAGGCUGUCGGCGAUCGUACAGCGACGAAGAUACAGAAAAGUCGUGCACGCGCUCGCGGCACGCUUGAGCGGGCGCAGACCUGGGACGCAGUGAAUUCCGAAGUACGCCAACACCUUCCCAAACGUGUAAAAGUGCAUGAGCCGGUACAAGUCAAGCCGGCGCCGGCGAGGAACAUUGAAGUCGAAAAUAGCGAACCCAACAGUAAAGUGGCUCUGGUACCGUGGAGCAGCGUCGGUGAUGAAUCUAUGAGCGAUAGUAGCGUGCAGGCAGAUGUAUCCCCAAUCACGCAUCCCGUCGAGGACGAGGGCGAAAUCUUAUAA